Protobothrops mucrosquamatus (brown spotted pit viper) is the source of this 2100-nucleotide messenger RNA. It is a transcript of the gene CCDC30, whose product is annotated as coiled-coil domain containing 30. The record is from RefSeq and is a predicted model, not a curated record. The coding region runs from base 1 to 2100 and encodes 699 amino acids. NCBI's taxonomy places the organism in Eukaryota, Metazoa, Chordata, Lepidosauria, Squamata, Viperidae. The transcript has 15 exons.
AUGGAGGGAGGCCGGCUGCUGGGGGAGGCCGAAGGAGGAGGAGACGCUGCCGGCACCCCCUCGGAGACCCAGCUAGCCCACCCGUGGCCCUGUUUCCUGCCCGGCCAGGAGGAGCUGCGCUUCGCCUCUGAGCCGUCUCUCCGUCAGCAGCUGGAGAAGGAGAUGAGGGAGGUGCAGAAUUACGUCGACCACGUCAGGGCCUUGACGGAGGCCCGGGAUGCUCUGGCGGCGGAAUACGAGCGGGAGAACGAAGAGCUGAGGGCGAAGUUUGCCCAGCUGCAACUGGAACUCGAGUCUCAGCAUAAGGAGGUGGCUGAGCUGCUGGCCCUGGAGGGCUUGACUGGCAUUGUCCACAGCAGCCCCAGCGAGCAGGUGGCCUACUUGCUGGUGGAGAGAAGCACUUUGCUGGAGAGGAUGGCGGGGCUGGAAGAGGAGCUGGGAGCCCCCCUCUGCCUGGGCAGACCCUGCGCGGCUGCCCUGCAAGAGCUGCACCUCUACAGGUCAGAGCUGCUUCGUCUCCACGGCGAGCUGCAGGGCUUCCAGGGCGCCGCAGAAGAGAGGGACUUUCUGCGCCUGGCCCACCAGAAGCUGCUGCAGAAGAACGGGCUGCUGGAAGCCAAGGGACCCCCCCACAAAGGAGCCCUGCAGCCGCAGGAAGAGCCACCGGGGCUGUGCGGGGACCCCCGGCAGGCGCCGAUCUCCGGGGGCUCUGUCAAGAAGCAGCUGAGGCUGGAACAGGAGAGGAGCUUGGAGCUGAGGCUACAAAACCUGCAACUGCAGCAGGAAAACAUCAAGGUCCAGGCCGAGCUGAGGCAAGCCCAGGCGAGGCUGUCGGAGAGCUCCAAGGCCUGUGGGGCUCUGGCCUCGCAGGGGGAGCUGUGCCAGCAGACGGUGAAGGAGCUGGAGAUGGAGCUGCUGCAGCAGUCCCAGGCCGCGAAGCAGCAGAGCCGCCUGCGGGAGCAGCUGAGCCAGGAGGGCCAGCGAGCGGCCCAGGCCGAGAAACGGGCGCAGGAUCUGGAGCAGAGGCUGCAGGAGGCCCGGCAGCUGCAGGAGGGCCAGGCUGCCCUGGGGAGGAGGCAGCUGGAGGAGGAGGCGAGGGAGGCCAGAGCGAAGGAGGCCGAUGCCCGGCGGUCCCUGCAAGAGGAGCAGAAGAGGCGGAAGGCGCUGGAGCAGAAGCAGGAGGAGCAGCAACAGCAGCGGCUGAGGCUCUGGCGGGAGAAGGAGGCCGGGCUGCUCCAGGCCUUGGCUGACCGGGAGGCCCAGGCCCAGCAGCAGGAGGGGCACCUGCGGGCCCUGGAGGAGGAGAGGAGGGCCCUCGCCAAGGAGCACCUGCGCUGUCAGAGUCGCAGCCAGCGCCUCUCGGAGCAGCUCUCGGCCCUGCGGCAGGAGAAGGAGGCGCUGUGUGACGAGCAGAGGCAGAUCCUGAAGCAGGUGGACGUCUCCCUCAGGAAACAGAGCGAGCGCCGCCUUCGGCACAAAGCCCGGCUGCGGCAGGCGAAGGAGACGCUGCUCGGCGAGGUGAAGCUGCGCGACACUCGCAUCCGGAACCUGGAGAACGAGGUCCGCCUCUCCAAGAGCCAGGCCGAAAAGGACCAGCUGCUGAUCCGGCGGGUGACCAGCGAGAACGAGGGCCUGUUCAGGGAGAAGCGGAAGACCCUGGAGCAGCUCCACAGCCUGGAGGAGGCCAAGCAGAGCGACGGACAGGCCCUCUGCGCCCUUCAGAACAGAGUCCAGCUUUUGGAGGGGGAGAACAAGCAGCUGCAGGACCGGACCCUCCAGCUGAGCCUGCAGGUUGGGAUCCUGGAGCGGGCCCUGCGCACCAUCCAUGUGCACAGCCUGGAGGAGCUGAAGAGCCUCGGCUUCCCUGAGUGUCCGCUGCAGAGGAAGCUCUUGCCCUUCCCCGGCUUCAGCUUCUCGGUCACCAGGCUUUCGGACGCCAGCAGCCUUCGCCAAGCCAUCAAGGGCGGGCAGCCGGCCGAGCCCGGGCAGAAGGCCCUGCUCUCCCCUCUGGCCUUCCGGAGCUCCCGGGUGGGCUGCCUGGGCGUCCCCAGAAACCCGGCCGACCUCCGCCAGGACGAGCCCGGCCAGCCCGCCUGCUGA